CAUCCAUCGUUCGUAUGACACGGCAUUGCACUGUCCAUGAAGUCAGUGGCUGUCUGAGCAGGACGGUCAGCCUACUCGCCAUCGAGCCCUGUGUCAGUCGACGAAUCCAAACGCUGCCUCGUUGGCCGAUGACCGCCGAACGAGGCAUGCAGCGUUGGGGCGGCGUGUGACACAUACCCGUAUGAGAGAUGGAUCCAUGAUGCACUCACUGUCUCAGGCAGCCUGCACCAUCUGUCUGUCUGUGGGCGCUGCUGUCAAGGGAGACUCGGCAACGUCACUCUCGCCAAAUGUCGACCCAUCGGCGGGGGUAACGUUGCCGAUUCUCGCUCGAUAGCAACGCGCCACACCACACCACAGAGAGACGACGUCGAGAUCAAUGUCUACUACUCAUUCAAUCAGGUGCACGACGAGGUGCAUCAGUCACUGACGCACCCCACAUGCAUGGACACAAGUGAGAGAGCACUCGAGUGAGUUGAGUUGAAAUCCCCCCCUACCCUGCCCUGCCCUACCCCCCAAAGCAUGCAGGGCAGGCGUCAUCUCCUCAGCGUGUGCCGUUGACGCCGUCCUCAUGCUUGACGGUGACCUCGUCCCGCUCGCGAUUCCACUGCAUCCAUCCAUCCAUCCAGUCAUGUGCACACAAAUCACACAUGGGAUUCGGUGUGGCUUGGCCUACUCACCUUGGCGACCAUUGCGCGUCGCUCCUCGCUGGUCUGCCUGGCCCUGGCGCGGUAGUCAUCCUCUGUCGCACCACCACCACCACCAACACCGCCCUCUCUCUCGCGAUUCCACUGCACACACACGCAAUGUAAUGUGACACACACACGAUCGUGUGUGGCUGUGUGGGUGUGGGUUGGUCGGUAGGAGCGCACCUGUUCGACCAUGGCGCGUCGCUCCUGCGAUGAUUUCUCGCGGUACGUGUCGCCGUUCUGUCGGUCUCGGUUGUACCUGUCGCCGCCUCCCCUGCUGUCCCGGUACCCCCUGCUGUCAUUGUAGCCGCCUCGCCUGUCGUCGCGGCGGUCUCUGUCGCGAUCUCGGUCCCGGUAGCGCUCGCGGGACCUGCAUCACACCACACCACACACUGAUGCAUGAAUGGACGUCCUCGGUGCAGACAGAGACUCUGUUUGAGGUUCUUCACCUGGAUCUCUGCUGGGGUGCCUCCCUGUCCCUGUUGUUGUCCCUGUUGUCUCUGCUGUCCCGUGUGUCGGCUGGUUUUCUGUAGUCGGGGUGGUCCUCGUACAUCUGCUUGAAGAGCUUCCGCUUAAGGGAACGCGGCACGUGCUUGGUGUGCAUGAAGUUGCAGUACCCGCCACCUACACGCACACACGUAGCGAGAUGGAUGGAUGGCAGUAACUCUAACUCUCUCUCUCUCUCUCUGUGUGUGUGUGUGCGUGUGUGUGUGUACGAGUGCAUUGCCCUUCGACGAACUGUCUGCACCGCGCCUCCCUGAAAUCGGUGACGGGGCAAAACUCAGCGGUGAUUGCCUUGCCUGCACACCACACAGACGCAAUGUCAAAUUAAUUACGUCGAUGAGUGUUGGGGCCAGCGUACCUGCGUAGAAUCUGCCAGUGAGGCCCUUGAGUGCCUUGUCGGCAUCGUCCUCGUUGACGUACUUGAUGUACACGUUGCCAAUCAUGUGAUCGCCUGCACACACACACACACACCAACCACAUGAACACGCCAACCACAUGAACACACAUCCGUCAGUGCCUCAUGGUCUGCACCGACCCACCGAUAUUGUCGCAGACCGUCAUCUCUUCGAUCUCUCCGUAGUUGGCCAGCUCAGCGAACACCUGUUGGCAUGGCACCCACAUGGCAUGGACAUGGACGCAGACACCAAGAACACAUUUGAUUCGGCUGCCAUGCAUCCCCACUGACGUGUAAUGUGCCUACCUCCUCAUAGAACGCCUCAAAGUGGUCUUGUGCCUGGUCUGCCAAAUCAUCAGUCACCUGCUGACCUGCACACACCCACACACACACACACCCACACACACACGGACAGAGAGGAGAGCGAGAGAGGGAGAGAAAUGCACCUCUCUCUGUGUGGCCAUCACACCCACACCCACACCCACACACCUUCGGCAAUGGCGAGUGCCACAGGUGGGUUCUGAUACAUGUGUCGCAGCACCAGUGUCUGGCCUGUGGACACAGACAAUACACAUAAUAUCAAACAGCACCGGCGGCAGUGCUCACGUGCUCUCCCUCCCACCCCAGCGUCGUGUGCCUUCCCCCCCCAUUGCCUUGAUUGACUUGAUUGACUUGAUUGACUUACUUGCGGUCGGUUUGUAGUGUGCCCUUGAGCACUGAUCCCCAUGCCGACACGCGCCAAUCUUCCAGUAGAACGGACAGUUCACCCUGCACCCAACACACACACACACACACACAGACACGGCACAAAGACAGCAAGCAGAACCAACGCACGAGUCACAUAGAUGCACCCAGAUGCACGCAGAUCUCUCUCGCGCGCAUCUCUCUGCUUCCCCAUUCUCACCCACCUGUCCUCCUCCGUGCCGAUGAUCCGCGCAAGUCGUUCCGCCAUCUUCCUUCUCGAUCUCUCUCCC
This is a messenger RNA of Vitrella brassicaformis, 2558 nucleotides long. The record is from the annotation of a GenBank genome assembly. Lineage: Eukaryota; Vitrellaceae.